This is a messenger RNA of Colletotrichum phormii, 1332 nucleotides long. Its product is annotated as amidohydrolase. Gene Ontology annotation, molecular function: hydrolase activity, acting on carbon-nitrogen (but not peptide) bonds. The record is from RefSeq and is a predicted model, not a curated record. The transcript is spliced from 2 exons. The coding region runs from base 1 to 1332 and encodes 443 amino acids. Lineage: Eukaryota; Fungi; Ascomycota; Sordariomycetes; Glomerellales; Glomerellaceae.
AUGAGUCACAGGCUCGAUGGACAAUUUACAGUAUAUACAUCAUUGCUAUUCAAUCCAAGGAACAAAACUUUUGACAAGAACAUCUCGAUUGUCGUCGACCCAGCGACCGGUUCCAUUGCAGAUGUGUAUGAACGGAAACGAUCCGAAAAUGUCGAGUUGAAAAAUCGUGACAUAGAUCUCCGAGGGAAGGUUGUGAUGCCAGGAUUUGUCGACGCCCAUACACAUGUGUUUCUUCAUCCAUACGAUGAAGCUUCAUCGACGGUCCAGAUGCGCGACGAAAGUGUCGUCGAGCGAGUCGUUCGUGCUACAAAUCAUCUCCGCGUCGCCCUUUUGUCCGGUUACACCACCUACAGAGACAUGGGCACCGAAGGACUGCGCUCAUUCGACGCAAACCUGAGAGACUGCGUCAACCGAGGUCUCCUGCCCGGCCCGCGACUCUUCGUGGCCACCGAGUGUCUCGCCAGCACCGGGUCCUACGAGGUCCGUCACGAGAACGCGUGGGCCAAGCUGCCGCGCAUUUCCGACCCCUGCGACGGUCCGGUGGGCGUGACACAGGCUGUCCGGCGCCGUGCGGCCGAUGGGGCCGAUAUCAUCAAGUUCUACGGGGACUAUCGGCGCAAGGUGAUGCGAUUUCCGAAUGCAAAGGAACCGAUCCCGUUUCUUCCUUGGGAGCCCAACCCGACUGUGGUCAUGUUCAACCAGGAGGAAAUGGACGCAAUCGUCAAGGAAGCUAAGCUAGGCGAGCUGCCCGUGGCGUGCCACGCGGGAUCGGCAAAGGGCGCGCUCAUGGCUAUCAAGGCUGGCGUCGAUACCGUUGAGCACUGCCAAGAGGCCACCGACGAGGUCUUUCGAGAAAUGGCGCGCCGCGGUACCAUCUUCGUCCCGACGCUCGGGAUCAUGAAGACUUCGCCUGAGUAUAGCCGCAUCGCCAAGCAGACCAAGAGGGCGCACGAUCUCGGCGUGCGGCUUGCUGCUGGAGGUGAUACCGGAACGUUUCCUCAUGGGGAAGGUGCUCUUGAAAUGGAACUCAUGAUCCGGGCAGGGGUUCCUGUCGUGGAUGUGCUGGAAGCGUGCCUGAUGGGAGGCUGGGAAAGUUGCGGUAAGGAGAAGAGCGGCUUUCGUUUUGGGUCCAUUGAGAAGGGAUACCGAGCCGAUAUCAUUGCCCUGGACACGGAUCCGAGAGAAGACGAGGGGGCCUUGAAAAAGGUUGGCUUUGUCAUGAAGGACGGCAAGGUCUGGAAGAGGGACGGGCGAGCAGUCGGCUUCUUCGAGGAGCAGACGGUCGAUUCGAGCCCCGGCGCCGAUGAGGAGUCGGAUUGGACUUUUGUUUGA